GGCGCCCGGGUCCGGCGGCGGCGAGGGGGGGGAAGAUGGCGGACGUGCUCAGCGUCCUGCGACAGUACAACAUCCAGAAGAAGGAGAUCGUGGUGAAGGGAGACGAAGUGAUCUUCGGGGAGUUCUCCUGGCCCAAGAACGUCAAGACCAACUAUGUGGUGUGGGGGACUGGAAAGGAAGGCCAACCCAGAGAGUAUUACACGUUGGAUUCUAUCUUAUUUCUUCUUAACAAUGUACACCUUUCUCAUCCUGUGUAUGUCCGACGUGCAGCCACUGAAAACAUUCCUGUGGUUCGAAGACCUGACCGAAAAGAUCUACUUGGGUAUCUCAAUGGGGAAGCAUCAACAUCAGCAAGUAUUGACAGAAGUGCCCCCUUAGAAAUAGGUCUGCAGCGAUCUACACAAGUUAAACGAGCUGCAGAUGAAGUUUUAGCAGAAGCAAAGAAACCACGAAUUGAGGAUGAAGAGUGUGUACGCCUUGAUAAAGAGAGAUUGGCUGCCCGUUUGGAGGGUCACAAAGAAGGAAUUGUACAAACAGAACAGAUUAGGUCUUUGUCUGAAGCUAUGUCAGUGGAAAAAAUUGCUGCCAUCAAAGCCAAAAUUAUGGCUAAGAAAAGAUCUACUAUCAAGACUGAUCUAGAUGAUGAUAUAACUGCCCUUAAACAAAGGAGUUUUGUAGAUGCUGAAGUAGAUGUGACCCGAGAUAUUGUCAGCAGAGAGAGAGUGUGGAGGACACGAACAACUAUCUUACAAAGCACAGGAAAGAAUUUUUCCAAGAAUAUUUUUGCAAUUCUUCAGUCUGUGAAAGCCAGAGAAGAAGGGCGGGCACCUGAACAGCGACCAGCCCCAAAUGCAGCGCCUGUGGAUCCUACAUUGCGUACCAAACAGCCUAUCCCAGCUGCCUACAACAGAUAUGACCAGGAAAGAUUUAAAGGAAAAGAAGAAACGGAAGGCUUCAAAAUUGACACUAUGGGCACCUACCAUGGUAUGACACUGAAAUCUGUAACGGAGGGUGCAUCUGCCCGUAAGACUCAGACUCCUGCAGCACAGCCAGUACCAAGACCAGUUUCCCAAGCAAGACCUCCCCCAAAUCAGAAGAAAGGGUCUCGAACACCCAUUAUCAUAAUUCCAGCUGCUACCACCUCUUUAAUAACCAUGCUUAAUGCAAAAGACCUUCUACAGGACCUGAAGUUUGUCCCAUCAGAUGAAAAGAAGAAACAAGGCUGCCAACGGGAAAAUGAAACUCUAAUACAGAGAAGAAAAGACCAGAUGCAACCAGGGGGCACUGCAAUUAGUGUGACAGUUCCUUAUAGAGUGGUAGACCAGCCCCUUAAACUUAUGCCUCAAGACUGGGACCGAGUUGUAGCAGUUUUUGUACAAGGUCCUGCCUGGCAGUUCAAAGGUUGGCCUUGGCUCUUGCCUGAUGGAUCACCAGUUGACAUAUUUGCUAAAAUUAAAGCCUUCCAUCUCAAGUAUGAUGAAGUUCGUCUCGAUCCAAAUGUUCAGAAAUGGGAUGUAACAGUAUUAGAACUCAGCUAUCACAAACGUCAUUUGGAUAGACCAAUUUUCUUACGGUUCUGGGAAACAUUGGAUAGGUACAUGGUAAAGCAUAAAUCCCACUUGAGAUUCUGAAUUACUUGGUUUCCCCUUUUUUCUGGAAAUUUGGAUUGAGAAGCCUGGAUAUUCCUUGAUCUAAAGACUGAGACUCAAGCUUUAUGAAUUUAUCAAGAACUUAAAAUGAAGAAGAUCACUGAUUGAUCUUUUAUAAGACCUUAUUUGAUGCUUUGUGCUUCAAUGGGAUGAUGCCUGUCAUCCAUUAUAAGCAAACUUUUUGGCUUACAACUAUUUUUUUAAUAUUAGCCUUCUAGUCUGUAAUGGAAAUUGUAUAUUUUGAUAGAAGUUUUUUCUCCAUUGGUUAAAUUAGCAUUACUUAAAAUUUGUUUCUUUAGAAAAUAAAUACAGGUUACAAAUGUGUGUAUAUUUAGAGGUUAUAAGGCUCUCUAAGCCAUCUUGCUUCUGAUUUUUCAUUGCUCUCUCAUUCCUUUUAUUGAAAAUACUAUGUUAUGAAUGGUAUUAAAUUUUAGCCUCUGGAACUUUUUCUGAAACUAAGCAAAGGGAUGUGACUACUUUGAAUGAAUCAAAAUGUCAACCUGUAUGUAUACUAUAUCAACACUUUUUAUUUAAAAAGGAAUAAUGAAAAAUCAAGAACAAUUAUUCAGCGUCGGCUGAACUGUUCAGCCUUCCUGAUAUUUCUUUUCUUACAGUGAAUACAUUUAAUGAAUGUGUAUUCUUCUCACUGACUUCGGUGAUUUUAAAAGUUAGGAUGAUAUAUUUCUAUCUGUGAUAUCUCUCCACUUGAAAAAUCUCAAAACACAGAUUAAAAACCUAAUAGGCUCUAGUACUUUUUAUUUUGGGAGCCAGAGUAUGGUUUGGGGGAAGGAAUAUAUCUCAGCCCUACUGCAGUGUAACAUUACCUUCUUUUCUCAUAGGUCACCUUCGAUUCUUAUUUUUUAUGGUAUGGGGUUUUUAGUCUUCUAUUUCUAAGCAUGUCAGUCUUGGAGUUCUUAUCUUCCAUUAUCCUUAAAUAUUGAUAAACUCUCCCAGGCACCAAAGAACACAUUUGCUUAAGUGUCUGAACAGAAACAAGAUAAAAACACUGGUAUUUUUGUGUGCUUAUUAAUAUGGUAUAGAAUAUAAAACCUAUAUUUUAACUUAGUAAAAAUAUUUUACUACUUCUCUAUUUUAGAGACAGAGUGUUGCAUCCAAGGUACAACAAAAGAGCAUUUUCCUCAAGCCUUGAUUUCACCUUUUAUUCCUUAUAGGCAACUGGGAACCUUUCCCUAAAGAAUUUUUGCCAUUAGCAUCAUUGCUUAUCAUUCAGUCUUAUGUCAUUUUUUUCUCCGUUUUUUUUUUUUUUUCAGUGAUCUCUCCUAGGUUAACAUACGUUUUGUAAACCUUUAGCACUUUUUUAUUUGUUAAGCUGACAUUACCUAGUUUCUUUGUGAAGUUUAAUGCUACCAUAGAAAUGAGAAGUGCUCAUUAUUUAUUUUUUAAAUAGCCACAUAAAUCCAUACCCAUAGUACAUAGAGAAGAUACUUAUUCAUCAGGAAUUCACAAGGCUAUAGAAGAAAAGCAGUCAGCAUUUUAAAUGACCAGAUUUUAGUAUAUUUGCAAGGUUUGAACAGAUUCUGCCCCUUUCUCUUCUCUCCGUCUUCUCUUCUUGAAAAUAAAGGAAAACUCAAACUUGUUCACAUUAGAAUUCCUCAGCAUAUGAAUCUGUUUUCAAAAUUUUAAGGUAUAAUUAUGUAUUAUAUAAACUUUCUCCAAGUUGAAAUAGUCAAGGACUAGCAAUCUAAUAUUUCAAUGUAAGAUUUCUUGUUAAGACUACUACUAGUGGACCUGAACUACCUUUCCAUAAAGAUUUUUAGUAUUUAUACUUACGUAUGAUUUUUACUUGAUACAGAGUGUGGUUAAAAUUGGUGACAUCUAUUUGAACAGGGUUUAUUUUUCUAUUUUGAAUUUGCCUUAUGUAAUUCAAAGGUUUCUGGAAAUACUAUAAGGAACAUUAGGAAAAGUACAAAUAUGCUAUACCAUAUAUUUUAAAAUCAGACCCUUAAUAUGUACUUGUUUUCAUUUUGGGGGGCAGUUUAGUCCCUUAUUUAAGUCCAUGUCAUUAGUUUUAUAACCAUUAAUUAUAUUAAAAAACCAGUUUUGAGCUAGCCACUAUUCAUUCUCCCAUAACUCUAUUAUUAAAGUCCUACAGCAGUACCUAGCACAGUGCCUUGCACACAGUAGGCAUUCAGUGAAUAUUUAUAUGCAUGAAUGAAUGAUGUCUUUUCAUUGUAACUGAUUUAUUACAAAAAAAGUAGUUUGACUUCACUUGGUCUUGGAAGUUUGAGAACACCAAAGUACAGAGAAUAAAGGGGCAUAAGCAGAAAUUUUAAUGGAAAUAAAGUUCUCAUUAAUAGCCUUGACUUAUAGAUAAGUUACUGUUAACUGGAGAUACCCUUGUUUGCUCAAAGCUGCAUUUAUUCGUAGGACAAUCUAAGUUGGGUAAUAGUAAGAAGCUUUUAGGUUUAAAUCAGUAGCUCUCAACCCUACCUGCACAUUAGAAUCAUUUGGGGAACUUUUAAAAAUACUGAAGCCUGAAUCCUAUACCUAUAGGUUCUAAUUUAAAUUGUUUGAGAUUUUAAAAGAUCUCCAGGUAAUCUUAAUGUGCAGGAAAGACUGAGAAUCAGUGGCUAAGAUCGUUAUUGAAAACAAUACCAGUAUUAAAUGUUUUCUUCUCUCUUUUCCCCCCCCUGUGGUCACCCUUUGCACUAGACCAUCACCAUUAUUGGUGGUUUUGGCCUAUAUCCCAUAGUGACAAAUCCAAACCUUAUUUAUUUAAUAUAAAAGGAGUAUUUUGCUGUUUAAUAUUUAAACAAUGUUUAAUAUAUUUCAUUAUAAACUAGUAUCAUAGCUUAUUUUUUCCCAUGUGUCCAUAUCCAUUACUAUUUUGUUAACAGCAGCACGGCAACAAUCCAUACAGAAAGAACUGAUUAGUAAUAAGGAAAAUUCAUUUUUUUAAGGUAGAAGGAAGUAAAGUAUUAAUUCUUAUCUGCCAUGCAGAAUGAAACAAAUACAUUUUGCUUAUGAAAGGAAAGAGGCAUAUUUUGAAUUGGUCUACACAGAAAAAGUAAAAGUAAAUUACUCGUUUGAAUAUGAUUCGUUAUCUAAUAAACAUUGAAGGGGUAUUUUUCCUAAAUAAAAUUUUUUUGUGACUCGUAACAAAAUUUAAGCGAUGGCCUUGUUCUUUUUGGAGGGUGGGGAGGGAGUGGUCAGUUGCCAUAUUUUUUGCUACAUCAUAUAAGCAAUUCUGUCUUAUAGAUGUUAUUAAUAGAAAUAAUGAGAGGCUCUACAUAUGUGGUCAAAAAUAAUGUGUCACAUUGUCAGAUAACUCAUAUGUGUGUCACUUACUGAACUAGCGUAGUAUGUAAAAUUCUUUGAGACCAACAAUAUAUUUUAUAAAAUAACAAACACAAAAAUUACAAAAGCUUGUCAGAAUAGCUUGAAAAGUGGCUUUAAACUUUUGUAUUUUGAAACUGCUUUAAAUGCAAAAUUAUAACUAAGGCAGAGAAGUUUAUUAAAGCCUACACACUUUUUUUUUUUUUUUUUUUAAGAUUCUUGCUAAAGAAAUGGCUGUUGUAUCAGGCUAAAGUUUAUGUAGAAUGCUGAGGAAAAAUAAUUUAUAAAAUAAGUACUGCAGAAAUUUGCCCUCAGUUGAAAAGCUGCCAACUGCUUUUGUUUUUUUACAGUUAAUUUCACUAGCCUUAAUAUUACUUGACUUACCUUGGGUUUGCCGUUCACCUGGUUAGUUUAACCUUUACAGGCAUUCCCUGGGUUACAAACCUGAUCAGCUGCUACCGGUGCCUUUAGGUCAAAUCUGUAUUAUGUCAGAACAGGUGCGUACCGUGCGUUUAGUGCAAGGAAAGGCGUGAAGCCUUUUCAGUGGUUUAAAAGCUGCACAUGGAACAAGUGAGGGUGAUUGUGAUGAAGAAUUUGUUGCAAGUAGGGGUUGGUUCAGUUGUUUCAGAGUGAGGGCAAAUGGACGUGACAUUAAAGGGCAAGUACUGCAACUUGGAAGUCUGAAGUUUGGAACCUGGGGACUUCUAUAUGUAUUAACUUUUAAAACAGGGUGGAAAUAACUGAAUUCAACCUAAAUUAAGAAUUGGAUUAGAAAUUUUGAAAUGCCAUGUCCUGUGUGGUCUAUUUAUUGCCACAUUUGGAAGUAUAUUGACUCUCAACAUGGUUUUUAUAUUAAUAUGUUCAAGUAGUAACUAAGGAAUCAUUGAAGAUGUAUAAUAGGUUGUUAUAGGUAACAGUACUUUCAGAUUACUGAUCUCUUUGGGUUUAUGUGCAUUAUUUUAGGUAAUGUUGAUAAGAGUAUUUUGAAAGUUAUAAGUGGCAUUUUCUGAAAUGGAGUAAGCAUUUUUAAGUGAGUUAAGCUUAUCAGAUAAAACUAGUUUUAUUGCGAAAAUGCAAAAAGUGGGGUGAUACUCUGUCAAAUUUAAGCAAAUGAUCUCUCCAGGGAUUUUGUUUGCCAUUGAAUUCCAGUUCUAUCCACUUUAAAUUGACGAAAAGCUACUUAACCUCAAAGCUUGACCAGAGUGUUUGGUAUGUAAUGCAGUUCACGCAGUGGAGGAGGAGCUGAAAAUGGGUGUUUCACCGCCAGUUUGUACUCUUUCUCCAGUGAAGCAGUUUUGGGAUAGAUCUUAAGUUUGGACUGCCUUAUGACCUGAUGAAAUUUUCUGCCCAUUCUGAUUCCAUUUCAGAUCAGAACUUGAUUAAUUUCCAAUUUAAUUGUAAAUAAAACGUUUUGUAGUACUAUACCUUAGGAGUCUUAGGGACCUUUUUUGCCUUCCUCUUUCCCAACCAAAAAAAACCGCAUUCAACCAAAGAGCCAGAAACCGUAUUGUGGGGUGGGGUGUCAGUGGUGAGAGUCUACAUUGAGUGAUUUGGGACAUCUAUCAGGGACGGUAUUUCUCUUUUUGGGAAAAAAAUCAAAAUAUGUUUUCACUUCGAAAACAAAUGAAUUAAAUCCAUUUAUAGUCUCCUUUUCUGUAUCGUUUUAAUCUUGAAAAAUUAAUGAGAUAGUUAAAAACAGUGUAGAGAAUCACAGUUCUCCCAGGAAGGUAACAGGCUACAUGUACUGCUGAACUUACAGUUUGGUUAUGGUCAAAUUUCCUGUCGUUAUUCUAAUUGAAUUAAGGGUGUAUCCUCGUAAAUUACAUUAUCUUUAAGCUUAUCAAGUCUCCUGGUUUUAAUAUUUUAUAGUUUGAAAACAAACUGUACUCCCAUGUAAUCAAAUCAUUAAAAGCAUCAGUGCUAGUAAUGUGUGAAUGUUCUGCAGCAAAAUGUCUUUAAUGAAGAGUUUAAUGGGCUGUAUUUGAACUUAAUUUCCAUUUAAUUCAUAAGUGCCCACUAAAUAUGUAUUUUAUUCUGCAUUUCUGUUCCUUUGAUCAUCUGCUCUUGGGUGAGCAUCUGCAUAACUAAAAUAGAUAAGGCAUGAGUUGUAAAUGCUGUUGAAUCUUUUUAAGGUUCAAAGGUGCUAGUAUAUAAAUAACAGCACAUUGUGAAAUAUGCUUUUCCCCCUUCUAAAACAUUUUCUUUUUACAUAUAAUCAUACAAUGAUCAGCAUUUAUGGUGGGUUGGAAGACUUUUUCCUCUCUGUUUUCUUAAAUGACCAUAAAAUCAUCUCUGCAGAAGGCUUCGUUGUUGUGUCUCCUAUUAUUUGUAGAUCCUCUGGCAUAGAAUUAGUUAUUAAUAUUUUAUAAUUUACCCUCAUCCAUAGAAUGCUGAUUUAUAUUACACAAAUAAUACAAAUAGGGGUGAGACUAUAAUGAAGCGUAAAGCAUCUGAGAGAGCCUGUUCAUCACACUUGGACUGUUAUUUGCCAACAAAUUCCAAAUGGAAACACAUUGGGUAUACAGCAUUCACUGCGAGAAAAUACGGUAGUGUAUACUCACAGAAGAACUGGCUUCACAGAGUUAACAUUAUUAAAACUAAAUGUAGUAAUGGCAUUUUUUUUAAAAAAAAAACAUGUUUUUCCUUUAAAAUGGAGCAGUUCGAAAGUGCUUAUUAAGUGACUGCGAUGGUUGGGGAGAUCAAAUGAGCUUGCUCGUGGCUCACCUACUUGUUUUAGCACAAUUGGCCCUGGUGGCGUAGUGGUUAAGAGCUCAAGCUGCUAACCAAAAUUUCAGCAAUUCAAAUCCACCAACUGGUCUUUGGAAAUCCUAUGGGGCAAUUCUACUCUGUCUUACGGGGUCUCUAUGAGUCGGAAUUGACUCAGUGACAUACAACCACAGCGUGUUCAUGGAGGAGUUCCUAGGUGUUGCAGAGUGUCAAAGCACUCAGCUGCUAACUGACAGGUUGGUGGUUCGAGUCCACUCAGAGGUGCCUUGAAGGAAGGCCUGGCAAUCUGUUUCUGAAAAAUUAGCCAUUUAAAACCCUAUGGAGCCACUCCUGAGGCUCACCCUUCAGCCAAAGAUUAGACAGGCCCAUAAAACGAAACAAGUCUAAGUGGACAUACCAGCCCAGGGGCUAGGAUGAGAAGGGGGGAGGGGAUGGGAAAGUUGGUAACGGGGAACCCAAGGUCAAGAAGGGGAGUGCUGACAUGUCACAGCCAAUUGUGGCAACCAGUGUCACAAAACAAUAUAUAGUUUAGUGAGAAACAAUUGCUCCGUAAACCAUCUAAAGUACAAUAAAUAAAACGAGGUAGCACAGUUUCACACGUAUUGAGUAAAAAUAAAUACAUAAAAAAAACGCCGUGGAGCAUAGUUCUCUGAUGCACACGGGCUUGCCGUGAGUCGGAAUUGACUCAAUGGCAACUAAUUUGAUUGGUUUCUGGUUUAAUGCUCAUGAUCGUAUUGAAUGUUAAACGUUUUAAAAUAUUUGUAUUCUUAUGUAAUUUUUAGAUUUGUACCGUAACGUACCAUUGAGUACAAAAAGGAAGUGCUUAGGGCUACCGAUGAUGGAAUAAACUGAGAAGCAUAAAAAUAGUUUAAGACUGAAGCAAGUUGUAGGAAUUUAAGAAGAAAGAAAUUAUAUGGGAACUCCAACUCUGGAAACAGUAGUAUUUGGACGAUGUUGUGUACAUUUGGAGUUUGUGGUCAUAAAUUUAAGUAGGCAAACCUACUCUGUGAUAAUUUCUCUAGCAACAUUUAGCUGCAUGAUUGCGGGUGCAGAGGCAGCAAAUAGUUAAUUAUCUGAUGGAAAUAGAAGCAGGCAGAGGAGUUGACUUGCAAGGUGGUGAUUAUAGCACUGGUGCAUGGAUUCUAAGCUUUUCAAGGCAGUAAGUGAUAGAACGGUGAGAAAGUGGCACGCUCCUGUGAGCUGAAAGCCUCAAAGAGAUGUGGCUGAAAGUGAGCCUGAAAAAUGAAGAGUAACGGUCAAGCGAUGGGAUGCAGGUAGUCCCCGGGAUCCUCUGCGUCUUUAGGUCAAAUUUGUAGGUAAGUCAGAACAGGUACAUAAGGUUCUCUUUUAGGUGCACAGUGCUUAAGAACUGCGGCUGCUAACCAAGAGGUUGGCAGUUUGAAUCCACCAGCUGCUCCUUGGAAACCCUAUAGGGCAGUUCUACUCUGUCCUUUGGGGUCUCUAUGGGAAGGGAUCGACUCCAUGGCAAUUCUUUUAAGGUUAGUGCAAGAAAAGCCUCGGAGGCUUUUCAAUGAUUUAAAAGCUGUAGGUGCAGAGAGUGAAGGUGAUUGUGGUGAAUAUGUUGCGAGUAGAGGUCGGUCCAGUUGUUUCAAAGUGAGGGCAACUGUACAUGACGUUAGAGGGCCAGGGUCAUAACCCAGGCGCUACCUGUACGCGAAAUCGAGAUUUCAGACGUGAUAAAGUACUGAUAGUCAAAAGUCGAGAACUUGGCAUUUGCUGGGAUAGACAGGAGGAGGAGAUACUGAGGUGAGGCAUCAAGGAUCUGUCAGGCCAUGAUUCAUACAAAUUAUUAAAAUAACUGACACAGAAUGGGGUGACAGGGAAGACAGCCGCAGGCUAGUGACAUUGAUGGCAGCAAGAAGAUGGUAACUGGAUAGCACGAGCUUUAAAGGAACCAUGCUCAAAACAAGUUUUGGCUUUAUGUCAAGAGAUCGGUGAAUGAAUGUACAUUUAGAUAUUUUUUAAGAUAAGUAGGUAAAAUGUAAGCGAUAUGGUCAUUUUAAUGACUCCUUCCCUGAACAUGCUUUUUAAAAAAUGGAUCACCCGCUGGUCCCAUUAGCACAGAUUAUAAGGGCUUUUAUUUUAGUAAAUGAAUUUUUGACAGCCUUCCCACCUUCUCUCAGUCUUAUUUGUCUUCAACCUGCUUCCAUGUGAAUGUGGUUCUCGUGUUCUGGUUCCGUAACCUGAGUUUACCGGGGGUGGGUGAGGCCUUUGUUGGGAGCUCUGUUCUCUUCUGAGGUUUCAAUAAGUGCACCUCAUUAAAGGAGAGCACCUUGAAUGGCAGCACUGCAGAAAUUCAGUCACUGGAGAUAACUGGUGAUAGGAAAGUGUGUUUCAUUUCUGAGGGUUUUCCUUUGACUUUGGGCUGCCUCGUCACUCAUUACCUCAUUUGCUUUGUUCUUGAUUUUGGUUGAGAAUUCAUAGGAUGUUGUCAGAUUUCUUUUUCUGUAGUGAAGUGGGUUAGAUGCUAUUAUGAGCCUUAUGAAAAUCACACCUGAAUUCUUUCCUAGGGUUUUUUUUGUUGUUGUUGGCAUGAGGUGGUGUACCUUUUCUUGUUUGGUAGAUGAUUUUAUUGUGACUUUUUCCUCCUCCCUGGCUCCCCUGCCAAUUCCUUAAUUACUAAGUGUGAUCCAGCUGUGACCAACUUUACCCCAUUGUCUUCACCCAGAAGUAACCUGACCUUUUCUUGGCAGAGAAAAUAAGUCACCAGCUUCCCAAUGCUAUAUUUCACAAACGUGUUCAUAUAAUAAGCAUCCUUUUCUUCUUUCCUCCUAGUACAGUGGUUUAGAUGUCCUGUCACCCAUCAGGGUCUUUUCCAUUUGUAUUUUCUUUUAACACCUCUUCCAUUUUAUCAUGAAUUUUUCACUAUUACUAUUUCCUCUUUCUUGAAUUUUCAUCCUGUCAUCCUUUACUCAUUCUUUUCCAUCCACAUUCAAAUUUGCGCCUUUCAACUUAAACAAGGUUUUGGGAAGGUGGCUUCAUAUAUGUGUCCUUAACUCCCUCCCGUCAAACUCUCUGUGUUCUGUGUGCCAGCUAUCUUUCUUGAAUAGAGCAAUCGCUGUGGGUUUGGAGUUUUUCAGGUGUGGAGUGUAUGCUGCCCUUGAUUCUGCUGGAACAUGGUAGGGGACCUUGUCUUUGAUUUGUUUUCUUUUUUAAUCCAGACGGGGGCCUACAGACCUGCAGCUGUGGCACCUCCAGCAAGGAUCUGAGCUCCUAAAAGAGCCUUGAUCUUAAAGAUCCACAGACUUAAAGGAAAAAUGGUGCAGGUUCACAUAUGUGGUACAAGGAAAAUUCUAAGCUUCAGAAUACCUUCUGCUGCAGGGUGGGCUAGGAGAGGGCAUGCUCUUGUAAACAGAGGGAACAAGGUAGAAGAGGUGUUCCUUCUGAUGUCUGUGAUGGGGGCUGACAGCCUACAGGUUGCCCACAGAAGCAGGGAUAACUAGCUUCGAUUGUUCUGGGUUUAUUGCCAUUCAGAGUAUCCCACAAUUUUGACUUGUGCCAAAGGGUAAAUGAGUAGAGUAAUAUAAAUGAGUAGAUAAAGGAAAAUAGUCUAAAGGAAAAAAGCCUGUAGAGAGAAGGAACACUCAUAAAUGGGUGGUGAAAAAGAAUUGCUGGUGGAAAUGGAUGACUAAUUUUGCAGAAGUACAUGGGAUUCAAUUGCACUGGAAACUUUCUAAAACUAAAAAACAAACAAACAAACAAAAAAAAAACCUGCAAAUGUAGAAACAAGGAUGGCCGCUAUUGAAGAUCGACUUAACGGCAUGGGAUAUCAUGUGGAAGUCAUCUCUAGCAAAGCAAAACCUGAGGACAGGGAGGUUGUAACAAGAAUAAGAACACUUGGAAGAGAGGUCUAGGAUCUUUAAUGCAAAUAAGUGAAGAAUCACAAGGAGAAAAAGGAACAGACAGAGAAGGAUGAGAAGGAUACAAUCACUAAAUACUAUAGGAAGAUUUCAUUAGUUUGAAAAUCUUACUAUGUGGGUUCCUGGCAAUACUGGAGGGGAAAUGGAGGCAGAUAUUUCACUCAGAUAUUAUUUGGAGUAGCCCUGGUAGCACAGUGGUUCAGAGCUCGGCUGGUCACUGAAAGGUCAGUGAUUUGAACCCACCAGCUGCUCCAGGGAGAACGAUGUGGUAGUCUGCUUCUGUAAAGAUUACACAGCCUUGGAAACCCUGUGCGGCAGUUAUACUCUGUCCUGUAGAGCCACUAUGAGUCUGAAUCGAUGCAAUGGGUUAGGCAGAUAAUUCA
Messenger RNA from Loxodonta africana (African savanna elephant), 11937 nucleotides. RefSeq names its product cell division cycle 73 (gene CDC73). The transcript has 17 exons. Lineage: Eukaryota; Metazoa; Chordata; Mammalia; Proboscidea; Elephantidae. The record is from RefSeq and is a predicted model, not a curated record. The coding region runs from base 36 to 1631 and encodes 531 amino acids. Gene Ontology annotation, molecular function: RNA polymerase II complex binding. Gene Ontology annotation, biological process: transcription elongation by RNA polymerase II; positive regulation of transcription elongation by RNA polymerase II. Gene Ontology annotation, cellular component: Cdc73/Paf1 complex.